This is a messenger RNA of Aspergillus glaucus CBS 516.65, 1668 nucleotides long. RefSeq names its product cytochrome P450. Gene Ontology annotation, molecular function: monooxygenase activity; heme binding; iron ion binding. The record is from RefSeq and is a predicted model, not a curated record. Lineage: Eukaryota; Fungi; Ascomycota; Eurotiomycetes; Eurotiales; Aspergillaceae. The coding region runs from base 130 to 1662 and encodes 510 amino acids. The transcript is spliced from 5 exons.
GUAGUUGUGUAUAAAUCCGUGAAUGAGAACCAUUUUCGACCUCAUUCAAAAUCCAUGAACGUCCAUUAGACCGUCUGCAUCAACGCAUACGGAUACAGAAAUCGAUGAAAGUCGACUACUCUUCGAGAUAUGGCUUUUCUCUCCAGCAUCAUCGGCUUUGCCAGUGAGCAUAUUUUGGGUCUGAUCAUUGCCGGCAUCCUUGUCUACCUCACACGCAACUAUUUCACCCCGGGUGUUGUCUCAAUUCCAGGCCCUUUCGCUGCUAAGCUUUCAAACAUCUGGAGAUUCGUUGAUGUAGCUCGAGGUCGUCCGGAUAUUACAUUAUAUAAAUUGCACCAGAAAUAUGGCGAAUACGUCCGACUCGGACCAAAUGUGGUCAGCGUACGGAAUCCGGAUGUCUUGAAGACAAUAUACGGGAUUAAUAAGGGCUUCCGCAAGACGAACUUUUAUCGUGUCCAACAGCAACUUGCCAAUGGAAAACCGACACAGACGCUUUUCACUACGUUGGACGAAGACUUCCAUGCGGCGAUCAAACGUCCGGUGACAUCAGCUUAUUCAAUGAGCACGUUGACGGAAUUUGAGCCUUUUGUCGAUACCACAAUACGGAGCUUGUUCAAACGGUUAGAUGAGUUUGUCGAGAACAGAAAAGGUUGCGAUAUUGCUAUUUGGAUGCAGUACUAUGCCUUCGAUGUGAUUGGAGAGUUGACGUACAGUAAGCCUCUAGGCUUUCUGGAGCAAGGACGUGAUGUAGAUGGAAUCAUUGCAUCGUUGGAGAAGAUACUCGAUUACGCAGGAAAAAUUGGCCAAAUGCCAUGGCUCGAUUAUUUCCUCAUCAAGAAUCCCUUAAGACAGUUUGUGCCUGGCGGAUCAACGGGGGCUGUUGCGCGCUUUGCUCGGGAUCGCAUGCGUGAGCGGCUACAAUCACCACAGAAAAAGAAUGGGUCUCGCAAGGAUUUCCUUUCUCGCUUUCUCGAAGCGAAAGUCCGUUCGCCUAAUGUUGUCGAUGAUGCCCAGGUAUUCUCGUACACAGUUAGCAACAUGAACGCCGGAUCCGACACCACUGCGAUAUCUCUCCGAGCCAUCCUGUACUACACCAUGAAGGAUGAACGGGUCAUGAAUAAGCUCUGCCAGGAACUGCGUGAUGCCGUAGGCGCGGGAAAGAUCUCAAUGCCAAUUUCCUGGAAGCAGAGCCAGGAGCUACCCUACCUUGACGCGGUGAUUAAGGAAGCCCUCCGUCUCCACCCUGCGGUAGGACUACUGCUGGAGCGAGUCGUGCCAGAAUGUGGUCUGCAGUUGCCGAAUGGGCCAUUGCUCCCACCGGGAACUAUCGUAGGAGCCAAUCCGUGGAUCAUUCAUCGCCAUUCAGUGUUCGGAGACAAGGCAGAGGACUUUAUACCGGAGCGUUGGCUGCGAGGGGAGGAUGAAUCCGAAAUAGCAUUCGAAGCACGACGACAGAAGAUGGUUCGAGCAACCUUAACUUUUGGGGCGGGUCCGAGAACUUGUAUCGGGAAGAAUAUUAGUUUGUUGGAAAUAUACAAGCUGAUUCCAUCAUUGCUUCUCACAUAUGACAUUCAACUAGUGGACCCUAAAGCUGAGUGGGAGAUAACCAACGCUUGGUUUGUUCGUCAGAAGAACAUUGUUGUGAAACUGACCAGAGUCUGACGUGAG